Molecule: messenger RNA, 909 nt
Organism: Striga asiatica
Lineage: Eukaryota; Viridiplantae; Streptophyta; Magnoliopsida; Lamiales; Orobanchaceae
Source: the annotation of a GenBank genome assembly
CAAGGGCGGCGACUGAGGCGGCCAUGUUUGGAAUGGUUUCUGCGGUGGUGGGCUGUUAUUGAUGGCGGGCCUAUUGGAUUCGACGGCUGUACCGGUUACGGGGCUGUCGGCCGCAAUGGCUUAACCGUGCGGCGGAGGACUGCAGGGUCACCUGAGAUCAAAUCCGACACGAAUCAUGUGGAGAAGGCUCGCUAUCCAGAUGCGGUCUCUCGGCCCCGCCCGAUCCCCCGCCCGUUGUGUCGCCGGGUCUUCGAUUGCUCCGGCGAAUGGGACAUUCGCUGCCUUCACUCGUUACAUCUCGACGGAACCCGUGUUUUUCUCGAGAUACCGAUGCGUAUGCUUUCGAUGGAUCUAUCUGUUAUUCGAGUGGGGAAUGCGACUGCCUUUAGGAUUGAGGAUGUAAUGCCGAUUGCUACUGGUCAUGAACGCGAGGAGCUUGAGGCUGCGCUUAAAGGAAAGAAUCUUCAAGAAAUUGACUACCCAGAGGGUCCCUUUGGCACGAAGGAUAGCCUUGCAUCUUUCCAAAAUGUCACGCUAUCUAGAUUUCUUUACAAUUCCAUCCAGGGCUGCAUAGAGAACUUUGAUUUGGAUCGGCGGAAUUUGGUGUCGAACAUGUUCUCUCUAGAUCUCAUGGGAUGCCGCUCUUUACUUUUAGAUGAAGCACCUGCUGUGAUCCAGUCUUAUUACGACAAAAGGAUUGUGGGGUGCCCGGGUGUUGAAGGAGAGGAUGAGCACGAUGUUGUUUGGUUUUGGCUGGAGAAGGGCAAGCCCCAUGAAUGCCCAGUUUGCUCACACUGGAUGUGGUGGGCCCAGGUGGAUCUCCAGACGGUGGACAUGAAGAUGAUGAGGACCAUCAUCACUAGUUAUAAGCAAGGAGUGGACUCUGCUGGAGGACGUUCGCCGCAGAUG